Messenger RNA from Scaptodrosophila lebanonensis, 860 nucleotides. RefSeq names its product augmin complex subunit msd5 (gene msd5). The transcript has a single exon. The record is from RefSeq and is a predicted model, not a curated record. The coding region runs from base 1 to 786 and encodes 261 amino acids. Lineage: Eukaryota; Metazoa; Arthropoda; Insecta; Diptera; Drosophilidae.
AUGGAUGACGGCGGAAACAUAGAUUUUAGCGUAUGUGCAGCGAAAUUGAAUGAAAAAUAUUUACAUCAUGCGCGAAGCUUAAAGGAUAUCUGCUUCACAAAAUCAGUGAUGAAGCCAACGGUGUUCUUUGAGUCGUUGCAAGAAGAAAUGCAGACUAUCGCAUCUCGCAACAACAAGCAGGAAGCCAAAGAGCAGUCAACAGUAGAGGACUAUGCUGAGCUUUUUAAAAUAUUCGAGGAGUACCCAACUAAUCUACAAAAGGCGCCUAAAAAGCGAGAUUUACAACGCACAAAUUCGUCAAUUUUGAAGGGACCUGGAGCUCCUGAUGCUAGUAGUGUGGACAUUAGUACAGCCGGUGUAAUAAAUGUUUCGGCAUCACUCUGCCUGACGCGAUCGGAUGAGCAACGAAGUGCCAGCGAAGUCUAUAUGGACUUUAAAAAGUUUCAGCAGAAGCUCCGCCGUGUUUAUGAGGAGGCAACUAGCGCAGACAAGGCACAGGAUGCGUAUCUGGCAAAAGUAGGUGAAUUGCGCACAUUUGCACAGCAACUGGAGAAGCUAAUGCCAGCCGAGCGUGAUGCGCAGGAUGCUUUUACCACCGAAGAGGAGGCCAUGCUUACAACUAUCGCCGAAAAUAUGCAGCAACUGAACUAUCUGCGUGAAAACAGUCUAUAUAUUCAGAGUCCCAAUGAGAUUGCCACUGGUGGCAAUACAAUAGCACGGCUGGAGAGCUUGAUAGAGGUGCUCACCUAUACUCUGAUGCAGAUCGGCUGCUACAACAAUGCCUGACUAUAGACAUUCUUUAAUAGUGUAACCCUAAAAUUGUUUGAUGCUCAAUAAAAUUUAUUUACAUUAGUAGCCAA